AUGCAACAUUACCUUCAGAAUAUCGCCAGGAUAGCCCUCGCCAUCGAUUACAACGGAAAUGGAUAUCGCUCCCUGCUGCCUAUGGCUGUAAAAGAGCCUGCGGUGUUAAACGCAGCGCUCGCAGUCGCCGCCUCACACCACAGCCGCUGGCAGCGCAAGCCCGACACAGUGUCUCGAAAGUACCUCCGUGCCGCCUCCAAAGCACUCCGAGAGAGGUUCAUGUCCCCGAACAGUAUCCAUGAUCCCGUUACAUUGGCCUCAAUGUUGCUGCUAGUUUCUUUCGAGGUAUUCUCAGGCUCGAGUCGGUGGAAAGGAAAUUACGAUGCCAUCCGUGGCUGGAUCCGAUCUCGGGGUGACUGCUCCGACAUCGAACCAUUUUUGAAAACAUGGGUUUGUCUGAUCGACACCCAGACUGCUCUCAAUCUCGGCCAACCGGCGAUGCCAGAGUUAGAGUCCUGGCUAGAUGUGACGGCAGAACCGGCGAGUCAAGGAGAAUUCGUUGAUGCUCUCUUUGGCUGUUCAGCCAGGUUACCGAAGCUUAUGUGGGCUGCUUCUCGACUAUACGCAGCUUCGAAAGACAACCAGACUACCAUGCAUGAAUUACAGAGCCAAGUAGAUGCUCUACAAGCCCAGAUCCGCUCGACAGCCAUAAUCCUUGAUUCAAGCCCUCUAGUAAACAUCUCAUGUCGGAGAACCGCGCAACCCUUCGCGACUGUGGGGAUGGGACAGGAGGAGUUGCGCCGGAGGAUGGUCGCGACAGCAGAGAUAUUCCGACACUCCUCGCAUAUAUAUGUGCACCGUAUUCUUCACGGGCCCGAGGAGCCCCUCACAGAGGAAAUGCAGACAUCCCUCAACACCGCGCAGGAGCUACUGACCAUGGUCCCUGAUGCGCUUGGCCCUGGUGCGAACCUCGGUUGGUGUUUGGUUGUCAUCGGAGCUGAGAUGGACGGCGUUCAUGAGAGAAACUACGUCCAGUCUCGACUGGAUGGUUUGCACCUGCUGGGCAUACAUAAUACGAAGAAUGGUCAGAAGAUCCUCGAUGAGGUCUGGGCUCAUCGAGACCUUGUUACUAGUGGACAGGCAAUGCCGGAGAGAUGGCAGGAUACGAUGCAACGAAUUGGACAGUCGCAAAUCCUGGUCUGA
This is a messenger RNA of Penicillium crustosum, 1143 nucleotides long. Its product is annotated as fungal specific transcription factor domain-containing protein. Gene Ontology annotation, biological process: positive regulation of transcription by RNA polymerase II. NCBI's taxonomy places the organism in Eukaryota, Fungi, Ascomycota, Eurotiomycetes, Eurotiales, Aspergillaceae. The record is from RefSeq and is a predicted model, not a curated record. Bases 1 to 1143 code for a protein of 380 amino acids. Gene Ontology annotation, molecular function: transcription cis-regulatory region binding; DNA-binding transcription factor activity. Gene Ontology annotation, cellular component: nucleus. The transcript is spliced from 4 exons.